UGGGCAGCGUGGCUGGUGUUUCUGGGGUAUCCGGCCUCCCUGGCCCUCGGUUCACCUCUGUCUUUGCACCUCUUCCGGGGUUACCUGCUCUUUUUUAGAUCAGGGCCUGCAAGCUACACAAGAAGCCGACUUUCAGGGCCGAAGCCUGCGGGGUAAACGUCUCGCGACUGUUUCCCUCCUUCUGUCCAUCACCGUGAGGUCCCGCCUUUUCCGGAUUUCUUAGGCCCAUCCUACCGCCCGGCUUUUUUCUACUCGAACUGUGCUAGUUCCACCCCCAAGCUUCAGGCUCUACUCCCAGUAACUUGGCCACGCCCCUCAGUCUACAGACUACGUCUCUGGAUUGUCUCCCACUUCUCAGUCCUCCCUCUUCUGGUUUCCUUACGGACAAGCAUCACUGAUGCAUUCACAAUGCUUAGGCUUCUUCUGUGGUGCAAGGUCGUAUCCCAAACCCUUUGCAUGUAGCCCCCCUCUUUGCUCAGGCCCUGCCCCUCUUAAAUUUAUUCAGAACAGAGUGCUGCUCAGCCUGCACCGGAAUCCACAGAACACCGCCCAAACCGCGGAAGGGUGAUACUGUGAGUGAGGGACCAGUUUUAGGGGAAGGGCGGACAGCCCUCAGCAGACCACCCCCAGAUUCCACCCUUCCCUCUCCUCGAGGUCACGUGAGCAACAUGGAGGUGCGAGAACACUAUAACUUCUUUGAGGUGAGGGCUGGCAGGAGUGGUUUGAGUUUCUUGUGGGCCAGGAGCUCAGCUAAACACCUCCUGGUCUUGGCAGGAGGUGUUCACAGAACUGCGGAAGUACAGAGAGUUUGAAGAGGUGAAUGUGUGAGACACUUGGGGGACCAUCUCGUGGGCAAUGUCUGUGUGAAGGUGCCUGUUUUCCCCCCAUUAGAACCCAGAGGUGGAAGCAUUUCAAUGCCUAAAGGCCACCACUGAAGCCUCAUAGCUUGAGGUCUAUCACUAAAUCCAACCCGCCUGGGAGCUGCUAACUAAUCCCCUGAAGAUUUUGGAGUUUAACUGCUGACCCUGACCAGCUUCCCAAUCAGUUUUCAUGUGAAGAGGACGCUGAGCAGACAGUAGCUGAACUCAGUAACUGCUGGUUCAAUGGGUCCUCUGGCUGCAGGCCCCGCCCGGAUGGGGCCCCAACACCGCCUCUUGUGUGCGGCACUGCUCUUGGCCCAGGCGGUGCUGCAGGAAACCUCCCAGCACUGUGGCCGCCUCGAGUACUGGAACCCCGACAACCGGUGCUGUGGCAGCUGUCUGCAGCGCUUUGGUCCACCACCAUGCCCGGACUACGAGUUUUCAGAAAACUGCGGGCUCAAUGACUUUGGUGAUCACGUAACGCACCCCUUCAAAAAGUGUCCUCGUGGGCAGUGCAAUCCUGACAGCGCGGAGCUUUGUAGCCCCUGUGGCGGAGGAGCUAAGGCCCCCACUCCUGCGGGAACCCAGCGGCGCUGCAGAGAGAAGCCUGUUCCUACCAAAGAGCCCUGUCCCCUGAAGCCUGAAAUAUCCAGCGUCCUAAGCUCCCGGGAACCCAGCUCACCGGCGACUUCCAGCCCCUUGUGGACAUCUGAGCACACUGUCCCUUGGCAGGCCUUGCUAACUGUUGCUCUGCCCCUGGUGCUGGUUCUGCUUGUGACCUCAGCGGCCAUCCUCUGGUUCACUCAGCAAAAGCAUAGCCCCUAUCGCCAUGGGAAAGCCAUCCAUCCUUAUCCUUGCAGUGAUCCCAGCACCUCUCCACAUUCUCAGGAGCCAUCAGAGGCAGAGCUGCCAAAUCUCGCAUCACAGCCCCUGUCUCGCCUCCUGGAUGAGCUGGAAGUGCUGGAGGAACUGAUUGUGCUGCUGGACCCUGAGCCUGGGCCAGGUGGGGCACUGGCCUGUGGUACCACUCGACACCUGGCUGCAAGAUACGGACUGCCUGCUGCCUGGUCCACAUUUGCCUAUUCACUGAGACCCAGUCGCUCACCUCUGCGAGCACUGAUUGAGAUGGUAGUGGCAAGGGAGCCCUCUGCUUCUCUGGGCCAGCUUGGCACACACCUGGCCCAGCUAGGGCGGGCAGAUGCACUGCAGGUGCUAUUAAAGCUUGGCUGAUCUGGGGCUUGCCUGGCCUAGUAAUCAAGUUUCCCUUGAAGUGCCUGCUGCCUACCAGACUCAUGAAGGAGCUCUCAUGAAACAGUCCUAUUUGGGACAAGACACAACAGACGUCCUCAUUCCCCAACCCCCUCAGAAGAGGAGGGCCCAUCUGUCAUACACACAAGACCAGAUGUGGGAAAGCUGGCCUAAGGUGCCUCUGGGGAACCAGGGUCCCUUCUUGAGAAAUAUUCCUGCUACCCCUGGGACAGCUCAUCCAGAGACCCAGCUGGAUUCUAACUUACAGUAUGCAGAACAUUUGUUGCUCUGACGUCUUGACAGAGGCCACAACUUAAUUCUAAUCCUCAACAACAGUUCUCACCUACCUGUUAGGCUGAUGGCUUCCUUGGCUCAAAACAGAUGUGGGGUAUGGAAAAAUGGGAAUUCCUACCUGCACCCAGCACCAUACAAACCAGAAGACCACCUCUCCAAACAUUGACAGACUUUAUUGUGGGGGGUUCCCACCUGGGAGCCCACCCUCUUAAAUAAAAAAGUGCAUAGAAAAGAA
Molecule: messenger RNA, 2637 nt
Organism: Pteronotus mesoamericanus
Lineage: Eukaryota; Metazoa; Chordata; Mammalia; Chiroptera; Mormoopidae
Gene: IGFLR1
Product: IGF like family receptor 1
Exons: 5
Coding region: 1104-2090 (328 amino acids)
Cellular component (GO): plasma membrane
Source: RefSeq, a predicted model, not a curated record